AGGCGAGCAGGUAGGCCGGGACCUGUUCAUUGAUGGACUACGUAACAGAACGGUUCAGGGGAAGCUACGUAAAAACUUCUCUCCCAUUAACCACACGCUGCAAUAAAUUAUGGACGCUGCCGAAGAUAUGGAGUGGAAGUUCGCAGCUAGCUUCUUAGAAAAUGAGGAUUAUGGUAGAGAAGGAGACUCGUCAGAACUUGUGAAAGCAAGGGCGGUACUGGCACUGCAAAACAAAUUUGAAAACAUGGGAUUUGUAGCCGGACCCGUUACGUAUGUAGAACAAGUGACAUCGAGGACCGUACCAUGGGGAGCGACUGUAAACAAGCAGAUCCCGGUAAUGGCGUCCCCAACCGUAACUCAGCCGCCUCCAUCGCCACCCACCAUCGAGACACCCGCAAGAGCGAAUGAGUCUGCUGCUAUCUUGGAGCUAACUAAAACAUUGGUUAGUCUAAUCCAAGAAAGCAAGAAGGAACAGCGAGAGCACAACGCCCGAUUAGAAGCUAUGAUGCGGAAUAUGCGACCCAUUGCGGUGCGAGCACCAAUGCAGGGAGGCAUGGCUGCUGCACAAGUUGCAGCGGGGCCAACUGGGACAGCGGCAAAUGUCUGUUUUACAUGUCAUCAACCGGGACACUUGGCCCGAGAUUGCCCCCAUCGGGCCAUGCAGCCUCGAGCCGGGGUCGCGCCUGCAGCUGCAGCCCCCAUAGCUAACGACCCGGGACGUGUAGGAGCCGUGAUGGAUGAUCAGGGGGGGAGUAAUGGAAUGAUGAUUUCCAGUGAGGAAGCAGCCGAGCUUAUCCCGCUGGAGCAGUAUGUAUCACUAGGAUACCCGGGGCUGGGAAUGAUUGGGACAAUCCGACCGGAACUCGAGUCCAGAGAUGUUGCCGAAUGGCGACCUUCGUCGAGCGAAACGGAGACGGGAGGCCCUACCUUUGUUACGGGGGAAAUCGAUAUCCUUGAUGUUACCCGAGCACUGGAUCAUCGAAUCCCUCUCCCAAUCGGCCACCUACUCUCCAUUUCGGAACACGCGAACGAACGUAUGAUGCAGCAUUGCAAAGCGAACCGGAAGCGAUUCGCCCUUGCACGCGCUCAGAAGGCGAAGGCGCCGACUUCGGAGGAAAAGGCGGACGUCGCCCCUGACCCCAUCCGACGAAUCAGGGAAUUUGAGGCAAACGGAUGGAUUGAGCCUGCCACCGGUCCCUGGUCGUUCCGAGUUGUAUUGGUUCCUAAAAAGAACGGGUCGGUCCGCAUAUGCAUCGAUUAUCGAAAGCUAAAUGAUAUCACGAUUAAAGAUGUGUAUCCCCUCCCCCGGAUUGAUGAUAUGCUUGAUGCGAUCGGGUGUGCUAACUACUUCAGCAAGUUCGACAUUCGGCAUGGGUUUCAUCAUAUCUUGGUGAAGGAAGAAGAUCGGUCCAAGACCGCCUUUGUUUUGUUUGAAGGCACGUGGCAGUGGGUUCGGUGCCUGAUGGGAAUCUGCAAUGCGCCUGGCACGUUUCAGAGGGCGAUGAACGUGACUUUUCAGAAUUUCGUCAAUAAGACAUGGCUGACUCAAGGGAUGAUUAACUUCUGCUUCAUUGUGUACAUGGAUGACAUUCUGGUGUACUCGGACACGUUUCACGGACACGCGCAACACAUUGAAUGGACGUUGGGUGCGUUGAGAGACGCAGGUUUCAAGAUUGCGUUGGAAAAGAGCGAUUUUUUCCUCCCGGAAAUCUCGUUCUUGGGGUAUGUGGUGACCCGAGGAGGCCUGAGGCCGGACUCUCGAAAAGUCGCGGCGGUCAAAGAGGCCCCGGUUCCGACCUCACUGACGCAGGUUCGAGCCUUCUUGGGCCUGACCUGGUAUUACCGGCGGUUCAUCAAGGGGUUCGCGGCUAUAGCAAGGCCUCUGACAAACCUGCUGCGAAAAGAACAGCCCCUUCAUUGGGAUGACGAGUACGACCAGGCCUUCGGGGCCGUGAAGGAUGGUCUCGUCAUAGCCCCGAUUCUGAUUCGACCGGACCCCUCUCGGCAGUUUAUUCUCAUCACCGACUGGCAGCCGGAGGCUGUCUUGGCCAUUCUGGCACAGAAGGGAAACGAUGGGAAGGAGCAUGUCAUCGAGUACGCUUCCUGGACGUGGUCAGCUUGCGUGGAGGGCUUCCCAUCGAGAAUUCCGCCUUCACGGUUGGAUUAUUUGGAUCCGCGCGACAUCAUGGAUCCCGCGUUCUACAGACCGUCGUACGAGGAUGAAUUGGAGGAGAUAAUCCGCGAGGAGCUCGCGGAAGAAAGUUUGGAGGAAGAGGAGGAGAAUCUGAACGAAGAAGAAGGGGAGCCAACACCGCAGCAAGAAGGAGAGGAAGAUGAGCUCCUGCAAACGGAGAACAAAGAGGAAGAAGAAGAACAAGACAACAAGCAAGGGAGCGGUGACGACCACGACGAGGAGCACGCCGACGAGGAUCCCCAACUAGAAAUUGCGCCGGUUGCUGAUCUUCCGAUCAGCAACGAUCCAACGCUCGACCCAGAGCCACCUCAGCCAGGCGACGACGAUGUGGCCCUGAUGGCUGGGCCGUCUGUUCGUCGGCCUCCUUCCCCACCGCGACACUGACGACGAAGCCACUCCCCCUCCGCCUCCCUCUCCCUCGCGGCUCGUCCUGCACUUCGAGC
This is a messenger RNA of Chara braunii, 2637 nucleotides long. Lineage: Eukaryota; Viridiplantae; Streptophyta; Charophyceae; Charales; Characeae. The record is from the annotation of a GenBank genome assembly.